Messenger RNA from Plutella xylostella (diamondback moth), 917 nucleotides. RefSeq lists its product as uncharacterized. Gene Ontology annotation, cellular component: membrane. Lineage: Eukaryota; Metazoa; Arthropoda; Insecta; Lepidoptera; Plutellidae. Gene Ontology annotation, biological process: monoatomic ion transmembrane transport. Gene Ontology annotation, molecular function: transmembrane signaling receptor activity; extracellular ligand-gated monoatomic ion channel activity. The record is from RefSeq and is a predicted model, not a curated record.
AUUUCCAGAGGAGUCCAGGGUAAAGGUUGGGCACCCCUGCCCUGGCACGACCAACCACCAGUUACAUCAAAAUGGCGGCGCAGGCGGCUGCUCUCAUUAUAGCUGUUCUAAUUAAUUAUGCCGCGUCCCAAUCGUGCGUGAACACGACGGGUUUCUCCGCCAACAUGGAGACAGUUCUGGCGGAGUACGACCGCGCGCAGCCGCCGGGGGCUGCGGCCCAGGAGCCCCCGGGGGUGGAGGCGGAGGCGGGGGCGGGGGCUGCGGUCCAGGUCGCCGUGGCGCUGGACAUCCGACACGCGACUGUGGAUGAGGCGACGAGUACGAUGAGAGCGCUGGCUGAUUUGCAUUUGCAGUGGCUGGACCCGCGCCUCGCGUGGAACACCUCGCUGUUCCCGUGCGGCUACUCGCAGACGGCGGCCGAGCGGCUGUGGGCGCCGGACGUGGCGCUGCUGAACGGGGCCGCCACCAGCAGCGCCAGUGUGGACCUGCCCGCCAGGAUCUCUAGCACAGGCCUAGUCCAGCUGACCUCCCGCCUAGAGGUCCACGUGCCGGUGUCCCUGGAGCUGGCGGCGUGGCCCCAGGACCUGCAGCAGGCCAGCUUCACCUUCGGCUCCAGGACCCUCACCAAGGAUGAGGUGGAACUCAGCAUUAACUCCACGCAGAAGUUCUACUCGGAGACGGAGUUCGGGUCGUGGCGCGUGCGCUCCGUGGCGGUACUGGUGACUCGCGUGCUGCAGGAGAACCACCAGUCCAUCACGUGGAGGGUGACGCUGCAGCGGCGCGCGGCGGCGCACGGCGUGGCGACGGGCGCCGUGCUGGCCCUCUCCACACUGCAGCUCGCGGCCGCGCUGCUGCUGCCACUUGAGGAGAGGACCCCGCUGUUCGCCUGCGCCGCCCUCACCGCUGCACUGUGGUAA